Messenger RNA from Nicotiana tabacum (common tobacco), 535 nucleotides. NCBI's taxonomy places the organism in Eukaryota, Viridiplantae, Streptophyta, Magnoliopsida, Solanales, Solanaceae. The record is from RefSeq and is a predicted model, not a curated record.
AUGCCGUUUCGUCGUUCAAUCGUUUGCGAAGCGGCUCCAACGAAGAAAGCGGAUUCAGCAGCGAAAAGGGCAAGACAAGCUGAAAAGAGGCGGCUUUACAACAAGGCUAAAAAAUCUGAGGUCAAGACUCGGAUGAAGACGGUUUUGGAAGCAUUGGACACAUUGAAGAAGAAAACCGAUGCACAGUCAGAGGAAGUUAUUUCUGUUGAGAAGUUGAUCGCGGAGGCAUAUUCAGCAAUCGAUAAAGCAGUCAAAGCUGGGUCACUUCACAGGAACACUGGAGCAAGAAGAAAAUCUCGGCUUGCUAGAAGAAAGAAAGCAGUUGAGAUCCAUCAUGGAUGGUAUGUGCCUGCUCCAGUCGCAGAACCCGCUCUUGUAGCCACAGCUUGAUGUCAUCCACAUUUUCCAUUUUGAAUGUAAAGCAGUGGCAGAUUGCGAAGAAUUCAGCUUCCUAAAGUAUGAUCAGAUUAUUCCAUUUUUGAUAUUGUAUAUGACCUUGUUGUGCAAUCAAUUUCUCCUUUUCUUUUGCUCUUCA